Messenger RNA from Bolinopsis microptera, 2181 nucleotides. Its product is annotated as acyl-CoA:lysophosphatidylglycerol acyltransferase 1-like. Lineage: Eukaryota; Metazoa; Ctenophora; Tentaculata; Lobata; Bolinopsidae. The record is from RefSeq and is a predicted model, not a curated record. Gene Ontology annotation, molecular function: acyltransferase activity. The transcript is spliced from 10 exons. Gene Ontology annotation, biological process: phosphatidylinositol acyl-chain remodeling. The coding region runs from base 4 to 1062 and encodes 352 amino acids. Gene Ontology annotation, cellular component: endomembrane system; endoplasmic reticulum.
AACAUGUCCCUUUUACGAGUACUCCUCGCCCCUCUUUUCUGGCUCAGAGCCAUUUUCUUCGUGUUCAACAUCUUCUUCGCCAGUAUCCUUCACACUCUCACAUUAAUACCUAUCUACCCUCUAAAGUUUAUAUCUCCUACAUUAUAUGUUACGAUUGAGUGUUUCCUACAUUCCAAGGCGGGAGAAACCUUCAUACCAGUAUUCACACUAUUUCCCAAAUUAAAAAUAUAUAGUGAUACGUUAUCAGAUUUAGAGCCCAUAACCAGAAAGCGUGCCAUGAUGAUGGUGAAUCACCAGGAUAGUGGAGAUGUUCCUAUGAUGAUGUGUAUAGGAGCCUACUUUGGUUUAGCUCACACCACAACGUGGAUUGUAGACGAGAUGUUUAAGUGGACCCCAUUUGGUGUUCCCUCUCAGUGGCACAAUGAUUUCUUUUCAAGAGAGGGAAAUAAAGAAGUCGUUGUCAAGCGUCUUAAACAGCAUUUUAGCACUACUUACUUCGACAGAGGGCUCAAAUGGUUGAUAUUUUUCCCGGAGGGGGGCUACCUAAAGAACCGAGGGGAGCGGGCCCGUAACUGGGCAGCUCGCAACAACCUGCCAGUCCUUUAUAACUGUGUACUUCCAAGAACUACCGCCUUCAUUGCCAUUACUCAAGCGUUCAGAGGAGAAGUUAAAGCAAUACCAGAGCAAGUAGAAGAUAUAGUGGACGUGACACUCUUCUACAAGGGACCCAGAGAUUUGUGCAUGACAGAUAUACUAAUGGGAUCCUAUUUGGACACCGAGGUGUAUGCUCAUUUCAGGACUUAUAAGAUGUGCGACCUUCCCAAAGAAGAGUUGGAGCUUCAGACAUGGCUGUACGACCGGUAUCAGGAAAAAGAGGAUAUGAUAACCAGAUUUAAAGAAAACGGAGAAUUCAAAGAGGGAAAUAGUUUCUCUCAAAUACAUCAGUCGCCCGGAAGACUGCUGGGAUCUCUGGUAUUUUGGUACAUUACUGCUUUCUUUGUUUACGACCUUUACAAGACCAUGUUUCGUCAUCUCCUCUCUAUUACUAGCGGGUUUCUGUAGGCAACUCCGGAUUUUUAACAAGCCCAGUCUUCCCUAACCAGAGGAGCAUUUUAAAGUGGUAAAUUGUGGUCUCCCGCACACACAAAGUGGUAAAUUUUGGUCCCCACCUUCACACAGACGAAAGUAGCCGUAUCGGCAGAGUGUGACUAUGUGUUGACUGCUAAACGUCAGCUGACUCAGAACAUGUGACUCUGUUGUCUGUACUAUUUUUUAAUUUAAAAAACACUAUGUCAGAUUCAGGGCAGGAACCGAAAGUGCCCAAUUUCACGACAAAAUGUGACAAGAUUUGACAAUAUAAUACGACAAUAUACGACAAUAUACGACAAUACAUGACAAGAUGUAACAAGAUUCGACAAUAAACGACAAGAUUUUACAAUAUACGACAAUAUAAUAUGACAAUAUAUGACAAGAUUUGACAAUAUAUGACAAUAUAUGACAAUAUACGACAAUAUAUGACAAUAUACGACAAGAUUGACAAAAUGUGACAAACCGUGGGAAAAUGGGCACUCUCGGUUCCUGCCCCAUUCAAGAUGAUAUGUGACUUUUUAUUACUUUUGUAGUGCACGGAAUAUUUAUUGGGCAUCAGUUAUCAAACGUUAAGGAUCGUUCACAAGUUACGUAAUCCAUUUAUGGGCCAUUUCAGACCCUUCCCCCUCCGUAAGACAAGUAAUACAUCUAGCCUCUCCUAGGGUGGCUUACGUAGUAAGUGAAUGAUCGGAACGCUUUUUUGUCGGUAAAGAUAAUAAUCAGAGAAAUUUUUAAUCAGUAAAUUAUCUCCCUAACCAACUUUUAAAUCCAAUAAGUUUAAUUUCAAAGAUUUUACGGUGGUUAGGAUCGUUUAAGUCGACUGUGAUAUUGAAACUGAGAUUCGCAUUUACCCAAUAAUGAAUAAUGGAAGAAACCUUUAUAUGUAGCAUGCGUUAUGUGAUAACAUUUAGUAAAUACUCAGUAUAUAUUAAACAUUGCGACAAAACCGAAAAUACCGUAACUUGAAUAUUGUAUAUUGUUUGGGAUCCCCAUCAUUUGGAAUUUAAUAAUGGGACAGUCUAAAGCUUUCAAUGCAGUUUUAAAUGUUAAAUAUUGAUCGUUUGUUAACCAUUCUAUAAUAAUUCGAAAGUA